This is a messenger RNA of Stereum hirsutum FP-91666 SS1, 1364 nucleotides long. RefSeq names its product Clavaminate synthase-like protein. The transcript is spliced from 8 exons. Lineage: Eukaryota; Fungi; Basidiomycota; Agaricomycetes; Russulales; Stereaceae. Gene Ontology annotation, molecular function: dioxygenase activity. The record is from RefSeq and is a predicted model, not a curated record. Bases 52 to 1164 code for a protein of 370 amino acids.
CGCAUUCACCACAGGCCUUGCAAGCACUGUCUCUUAAGAAUCUGACGAAAGAUGCCUCACUUUCUGCGACCUGCACAUACCUUCUCUCGCGUUCGACAUGUCUCUCAGGCUAGAGCUUCACAAUACCCACGACUUCUCGCGACACUUGCAUCUGAUGUUCGCUCAGACUCGUCUUUCCGUAUCCCGGUCAUCAACUUCCGCAAGUUCAGGGAGGCUACUUCCAUGUCUGAGAAACGGGAUGUUGCGGAUGAGGUUAUCAAUGGAUUCAAAGAAGUCGGGUUCAUCUACUUGGACCAGCAUGGGAUUCCGGAUGCGACUGUGGAGAACGUCUUUGACAAGAGCGCGGAGUUCUUCCGUCUUCCCACAGAAGCAAAGUCGAAGCUGGCUUGGGAAGACCCACGUUCGAACCGUGGUUAUGUCCAAGCUGGUCGCGAACGUGUAACCCAAUCCGCCGAUCCAGACGAGAUCGCGAAGCUGCGUGCAAGCGCACCCGACACGAAAGAGUCCAUGGAAAUUGGUCGCGAUAGGGACAAGACUUGGAAGAACCAGUGGCCUCAGGAACAAGAUGCCCCGGGGUUCAAGCAAACGAUGCUGCAAUUCUUCCAGACUUGUCAUGAGCUUCACGUCCUUGUCAUGCGAUCUAUUGCCCUCGGCCUGGAUCUCGAUGAGAAGUUCUUCGAUAGCAAGAUCGACCAGCAAUAUCACAACCUGCGGCUCCUCUCGUAUCCACCCAUCAAGACUGAACUGUUGCAAAAGGACGGACAGGCUCGUGCGGGGGCUCAUUCCGAUUAUGGUACAUUGACCUUAUUAUUCCAAGACUCAGUUGGUGGACUCGAAGUCCAGAACCCGCACACGAAGGAAUACCACCCAGCAACACCUAUGCCGGGAACAAUAGUGAUCAACGCAGGCGACCUCCUCGCCCGCUGGUCCAACGACGUCAUCCGCUCAACCCUCCACCGCGUCGUCGCGCCCCCAGCCGUACGCAUCAGCGACACACAUUCCAUAACUGCCCAACGACAAUCCGUCGCCUUCUUUUGCAAUCCGAACCAGGACGCGCAGAUCACUUGCCUUCCGAACUGUCACGGACCGGGAUUGGAGAAGAAGUACGCGCCUGUGACGACAGAGGAUUAUAUCGUCGGGCGGUUGGCCGCUACAUAUACUUGAAUAACGUAGGGUAUUUCGGAGACAUUUGGGCGUCGCCAGAGCUAUUUUUCUUUGAGGGUUCCAUGUCGUUUUGAGGGAAUUUUCCAAGAUCUCAAUGUAUGAAUCAUGUACUUUGCGGGCAUUGUUUUACCGUCGUCAUUAGGUCACCACUGCUGGACACGAGAAGGGUUGCGAAGUUGCGAGUAACCAAGAUAUAUCAC